Coffea arabica (coffee) is the source of this 2304-nucleotide messenger RNA. The record is from RefSeq and is a predicted model, not a curated record. NCBI's taxonomy places the organism in Eukaryota, Viridiplantae, Streptophyta, Magnoliopsida, Gentianales, Rubiaceae.
AUGCUGAAGGAUGAUGAGCAGACAAAGGAAAAUCCAUUUUCUUUUGAAGACAAUGGUCCUACUAAUACACUGCCAUUAAAAUUCAGAUUUGAUGACGAGGAUCUAACCCCACCGGAGAAAGAAGACUGGCAAAAAGAAAUUGAUAAUCUUUUUACUGAGAUGGAAAUAUGCCUUACAUUACCAGAUUCUGACUUUACUGAAUCAUCCAAUUCCAAGGAUGGCACUCAUCAUGUCACUGCAACGGCCAAGUGCCAAGCAGAAUUAUGUCUCUCAGGGAAACAUCAGCUGAUUCUUGAAGAACCAAUUGGAAUCGUAUGCAGAUGUUGUCAAAUUGUGCAUAAGGAGAUGAAGGACAUAUUUCCUACACUGAAAAAGGAGACUCCACGAAGACGGGAUUGGGUUGACCUUCGCAGAGGUGAAUGCUUUGGUAUUCAUGAGCUUCAUCUUGAUGACCCAGGCUCUGGAAACUAUUACACCUCCGUUGAUGCUGAAGGCUCUGUACUGGAUCUUAUUCCAGAUCACAUUAGGAUGUCAAUGUAUAGUCAUCAGCUGGAUGGAUUUGUCUUCUUGUGGAAAAACAUAGUAGGAGAAACCUGCAUCGAGAAGCUGAAAACUGAACUUUCUGAUGAUGGAAGAGGAGCCAUAAUAUCACAUGCCCCUGGCACCGGGAAGACCUGCUUGACAAUUGUUUUUAUUCUGUCUCUGUUGAAAAUGUAUCCAAUGUGCCGACCCGUGAUUAUAGCUCCUACAAGCAUGCUGCUCACCUGGGAAAAUGAGUUCCGAAAAUGGGGAUAUAGAAUUCCUUUUCAUAACUUUAAUAGCAAGGAUUUGUCAGGAAACGAACUCAAAACUGAUGCAGAAUUUCUUCGGAGAGUAGGAAGCCGAAUGACAAAGCUGUACUCGUGGACAAAGGAGAAAAGUGUUCUAGGAAUCAGCUACAAGUUGUUUGAGCAGAUUGCUAGUGGACAGAAGGGAAAAGGAAGCGAUGAAAAACUUAAGGAAAUCUUUCUUCAACUGCCUGGUCUUGUGGUUCUUGACGAAGGGCACACGCCUCGCAAUCAACAGAGUCUUGUCUGGAAGGUUUUGACAGGAGUUAAGACAAAAAGAAAGAUAAUCCUCUCUGGAACUCCUUUUCAGAAUAACUUCGAGGAGUUGUAUAAUACUCUUUGCCUGGUAAACCCAAAGCUUUCUGGUUCAAUGAACUCUGAGAGUCGCAGCAGAAGAUGGCAGCGGAAGAGCAAUGUGGAGAAAGAGAGAUGGGUUUCCUUGACCAAUGCCAUUGAUAAGAACUCUGGCAACGCAGUAGAGGAGCUUAAAGCCAUGAUAGAUCCCUUUGUACAUGUACACAAAGGUUCUAUACUAGAAGAGAGUCUCCCUGGUCUGAAGGACACACUUGUUAUUUUGCGACCAACUGAUGAGCAGAAGGGCAUUCUUCAGCUUAUAUCGGAUGAUCGGAGCAGGUUUGACCAAGUACAUUUGGUGUCACUCAUUUCUGUCCACCCCUCAUUAGCUGCUUUCAGCAAACGCUUCUCUGGCGACAAAGACAGACUACGGGUACUUGAAUGCAGUCCUUAUGCUGGAGUAAAGACGAAAUUUGCCAUUGAGCUCAUCCGAUUAUGUGAUGCAUCGCAUGAGAAGGUUAUAGUUUUCAGUGAAUUUAUUCACCCUUUGAGAUUCAUAAUGCAGCAGUUGAUAGAUCAGUUAAAGUGGAGGGAAGGCAUAGAAGUGCUGUAUAUGGAUGGAAAACGUGACGAGAAGAAUCGCCAGUCAUCAAUUAGUUCUCUGAAUGAUCCCUCCGGUAAGGUGAAAGUUCUUUUUGCGUCCACAAAAGCUUGUUCUGAAGGAAUAAAUCUUAGUGGGGCUUCAAGAGUUGUUCUGUUAGACGUCGUUUGGAAUCCUGCAGUUGAAAGGCAAGCAAUAAGCAGAGCAUAUAGGCUUGGCCAAAAGAAGUUUGUCUAUGUUUAUCAUUUGAUAACCUCUGGGACCUUGGAGGUUGAAAAGUAUGCUCAACAGGCUAACAAAGAUCGCUUGUCUGAGUUGGUAUUUUCUUCUCGAGACAGGCAAAGGAUCAAGUCCAGAAUCUCAUCUGUUUUCGAGGACAAAAUCUUGGAAGGAAUGCUUGACAACAAAAUGCUGAUGAUAUCUUUGAGAAUGUUAUUCACCAGCCAAAGGAAUCAAAUGUAUUUGCAAACUUCAAUUAUGUUGAGCACAGGGAUUAGCCAAAAGACCUUUCGCUGCUGCAUCUCUCAUCAGUUGUUGAUGCUGUCGCCUUUUGUUUGGGAGCUCCAGCGACCUUUCUUCUGA